AUGGAGAAGAAUUUUGCUAUGAAGAAGCAGCUCCAAACUAAUCUGGUGACGGAGAAGCAGCUCCACACAGAUUGUGGGAAAGAUGAUCCAGAUCUCAAAGAAGAGAUGGAGAAGCAGUUUGUUGAUUUCCUAUCAUCAGAACUUAAAUUACAGAAAAACGUUGGUCAAGAACACAUACACCAUAUGAAUAUUACAUUCGGUGAAGCAAGAAGAGCAGUUUCCCAAUAUCAAAAGGAGGCUGAAAAAUGUAACACUGCUACUCAAACAUGUGAACAAGCAAGAGAGCAAGCCGAGGCUCUGACGAGACGAGAAGAGAAGAUAACUUCUUUGUGGGAACGAUGUGCUAGGCAACUUGGUUGGGAAGGCGAAUAG
Molecule: messenger RNA, 372 nt
Organism: Helianthus annuus (common sunflower)
Lineage: Eukaryota; Viridiplantae; Streptophyta; Magnoliopsida; Asterales; Asteraceae
Exons: 2
Coding region: 1-372 (123 amino acids)
Source: RefSeq, a predicted model, not a curated record